UAAAACCCUCGUUUUCCAUUGGUAAUAUAACUCGUACUCGUAGCCGUAGGUGUAUUUGUGUGAAGAUAACGGGACAACAGGCCUUAUUCGUCAAGAGGAAUCCAAUCCGCGAGAUUCAACAACAUCGUCUUAGAAAGUUGGGUCUGUAAGAUUUUUAAAAGUAAGCCUUUUAUUUCGAAUGUCAGAAUCGUACUGAGCCAUUUUGACAUUCUUGUUUCUUUUUCUUUUUUUCUUCUUUUACACAUCGUUCUCUUUUCUCUUACGGACGUCAGAACUUUCAUCAACUUUAUGGUGUUUAGGUAUUCGGCUUAAUGUCUGUAACAUGAUUGCUGUUCGUGUUUGGGUAUAGUUUCGCGGUUUAGGAUAUUGGUUUCUGCAAUUGAUUACUACUAGAAAAAAGUUGGAAUUUUAGUAUGGUUCAUUCUGAGCUUAGCGCAUAGUUUCCUGUUUCAAGAAUGAUGGCAUCCUUAGAAUUUUGUGCUGAAAACUGAGACACAGGAAAACAUUCCCUUGAAUUGGGUUUUUGGUUCUGAGAAAGUGGUGGCUUUAAGUUUUCAGCACCUAUUUUGAAGUGCAAGUUUUGGAGGUUUUUUAUUGUAGAUUCAGGGUUUUCAAUUUUGGAUUCAUGGAAAUUGUUGGCUUUGGGAUCUUUAUGCUGAGGAUUGAAACGAAGAGGAACAUUUCUGUUGUGGAAUUAGGUUAGUGUAUUUUCUGUGGAAGGGAGAGAGGAAAUGGAUUUGUGGGUGGUUGCAGUUGCUGCUAGUGCUGGAUGUUUAGCUAAGUAUUGGCGAAAUCUGUUAAAGAAUACUAAUAGCUUACCCGAGUUGUCUCCUGGGGACUCUAAUUGUGGGAAACCUGAAUCCCCAGGUCAUCCCUUCCACAGAUUGGCACAUAGAAUGAAACUGGGAGAUGGUGUUUCAACAGAGAAGAAAUGGAUUUCUGAUGAGAGAGUUUCAGAUAUAUACCAAGCAGAUGGUGCUUCAGCUGCAGAAGUAGCUUCCACCAGUGGGUUUGAUGUUGAGAAGUUGGGAUAUUUAGACGAAUAUAAAGAUCAUAACGUACUCUCUGUAUUAGGCGUACUACCAAAAACCUCAACAAAUGAUGUUUUAGAGCAUGACGCUGGAAAUGGGCUUUGUGGUGAUAAUUGUGGUAAUUCAUUAGUGGGUCUUUCUGCUGGGAUGGGUUCUUUUCAUGGUUCUUCAAGGAAUAGAAGCUCUCUUAGACCUAAAUGCAAUGAGCAUUUUAUUAAACCCCUAAGUUCCCUGGAAAGUUGUCUUAUGGCUCAGCUAUACAAGGAACAUACUAAAAUGGAAAAUUAUGUAUUUAGUUCCCUUCCAUCACCAUCUGCACCAACUACAAGGCCACUACUUGGUACUGCUGGAAGCCAAAUACUCGGCAGAGGAAAUGAUCGUUGUUUCAGUGCACCAGUUGGAUUUGUGGAAGAUAAGAUGCUUGAAGAAGCCUGUUUGGUUAGGAAUGAAAAUGUGUCUGGCAUUCCUCCACUACCGAAAAUUGGGUCUUUAGAGUUCUUGAGUCAGAUGAAAAGGACAAGAAAUGAUGGAAAUGGAAGAUUGAGCAGCUCCAUCAAAAUGGUCAGUGUAAAGAACACCCUUUCACAAGGUGGGUCACAAGAUGGAAUAAAUCUUUUCUGUCUUGGGAUUUAUUUUGGUAUGUUAUAUUCUUUCAAAACAAAUAAAAGAGAAGUUGACAGCCUGAAAGAGAAAUUGAAGCAGACUCAGAACUUCGUCCAAGAUCUACAAGAUGAGCUAGAUAUGAAAGAUUCAAUGAUAGUGAAGGAGCUAGCUAAUGAAGGCUAUAAAUCACAGGAUACUUGUGACAACUCCUAUGACAGGACACUAACUGCAGCUUCCCCUGAACUGUCUAUAGAUAUUUCAACUAAAUAUGAUGGUAAAAAAUUAUAUGAUCAGAGUGUAGAGGAGAGCUCAGAACCUAUGAGUAAAAUUGAAGCAGAGCUUGAAGCAGAACUUGAGAGGUUGGAGCUAAACAUGAAUGCAUCUAGUUUGGACAGAAGAUUCUCUGAUCUUGUUGAGCUUGAUCCGGAAUUUGUAGCAGAUUUUGCUCAAGGUGAGUUGAGAACAGAUAUGAUCCAUGGCCAAGCUGUUGCACAACCUAAGUCAAAUCAAGAUGUGGGGGACACCUCCACCCCUCACUCUGGAAACUAUGCUAUUUCACCACGAGAAUUGAGCCUGCGUCUGCAUGAGGUUAUUCAAUCUAGACUCGAAGAACAUGUACAGGAGCUUGAGGCAGCCCUUCAAAAUAGCCAGGGACAGUUAAACCGCAUGGAAUCAGUGCGGACAAGUCCUUGGAAUGGAUUCUCAAGAUAUGAACGAGGAUAUUCCUCUAGCCCAGAAAGUUCAAUUGCUCAAGAAUGCAAUCCUGUGGCCCGGCCUUUGAUUGUGAACCUUUCAGGGGAAACUCCAGAUGCAUACAAUGAGGCUUGCAUAGAAAAAAUCAAGACAGGUGAUUCAGCAUAUCAGGAUUUACCAUCAAGGGUCAGUGAAAAUAAGCAUCAAGAGGGCUUCAAAAUGUCGGAUCGACGUGCAUACACCCCUCAAAAUGGUGGCAUAGACGGUUCCAUGCCACAUCUUGCAAUCGAAAAUGAGAUAUCAUCUAUGGAGUUCUUUUCUUGCGAGGAGAGAUCAUUUGGAGGUCACACGACUGAGGUUCAAGAAUUGAAUGACGUCGGUGCAAGUGAAGAUGAAAAAAGUGAUUGGGAUGAUGAGUUUGAGAAGCAAUUGAUCAAGCAGAUUGUGGAGAAAAGCAAGAAAGGUUCUCCUGUUAUUCUAAACGCACAAAGAGUUCUGUUCUUAAUGGACGAAAAAUGAGCAUUGAAAUGAAAUGAAAUCAAGUUU
Juglans microcarpa x Juglans regia is the source of this 2873-nucleotide messenger RNA. RefSeq lists its product as uncharacterized. Gene Ontology annotation, biological process: asymmetric cell division. The transcript has 3 exons. Lineage: Eukaryota; Viridiplantae; Streptophyta; Magnoliopsida; Fagales; Juglandaceae. Bases 732 to 2846 code for a protein of 704 amino acids. The record is from RefSeq and is a predicted model, not a curated record.